AUGGACACGCUAUUAUUAUUGGAGAGGGAUGCAGCAGAGUUGUACACUCGAACAAUGUUUUAUGAGGUACAGAAAGAGAUAAUGUCAUCCUGUUAUGAUAUGAGUAUCAACAGUAUAUCAGAAGAAGAUGGUGUGAAGAUUUUUUCCUUAAAGGACAAAAAGAGACAUGGAAAAAUAUUUGAGGUGAAACACGCUUAUUUGAACAAUGACGUGCAAUGUACGUGUAGGCUGUUUGAGAAAAUGGGUAUAGUAUGUAGACAUGGUUUUUUUGCACUGAACCAAGCUGAUGUAACAAAAAUACCAAGACAUCAUGUUGUGAACCGAUGGACAAAAGGUGCUGAGAUGAGGCAUUCAUUGCAGUUCAAGGAAAUAUCAGAACAGUACAAUGCAAUUGAAGUUACAAAUCGCAAGUUGAAUGAUAUAUGGUAUGAUUUCCAAUCUUGUGUGAGUUUGGCAGGUUUAGAUGGUGAGAGACUUGAUUACCUGGAAGGGAAGUUGAAGGAGUUGAAGCACAGUUUGCGUGAAUCUAGUUGGAAAUCUGACACACAGAACAAAAAUGAUGUAAUGGAGUUUUUUGUUGGCUCAAAAAUACCAGCGGAAGUGAUCGUUAAACCUCCCAUUGAAGGUAGAAACAAGGGUUGUGGACGGAGAAUUGUUGGUGAUUAUGAGAAAUCAAUUACUCAACGAAAGAAAAAGGUGCCAAGGCUGUGUAAUAUGUGCAAAAAAAUCGAUUUCCAUGACGCACGGACAUGCCCAUUAAAGAAAACAAUACAGCAAAGUGAUGUUUAA
This is a messenger RNA of Asparagus officinalis (garden asparagus), 789 nucleotides long. Its product is annotated as protein FAR1-RELATED SEQUENCE 3-like. NCBI's taxonomy places the organism in Eukaryota, Viridiplantae, Streptophyta, Magnoliopsida, Asparagales, Asparagaceae. The coding region runs from base 1 to 789 and encodes 262 amino acids. The record is from RefSeq and is a predicted model, not a curated record. The transcript is spliced from 2 exons. Gene Ontology annotation, molecular function: zinc ion binding.